AUGCUUCGCUUUCAGAGAAGGCUGAUCUAUUUGAAUGCUGAGUUAGCUCAAAAGCUUGUCGGGGCUCCUAAACUUUCGGUGGUCGUGGUCGGAGGAGGACACGCAGGGUGUGAGGCAGCCACCGGUCUGGCUCGACUGGGGGCUUCAACGACGUUAAUCACUCCCGAUAUUACCAAGAUCGGUACCGCCUCAUGUAACCCAAGCAUGGGCGGAGUGGGUAAAGGCACACUUUUGCGAGAGGUCGAUGCGUUAGAUGGGGUGGCAGCCAAAGUGACUGACAAAGCUGGUAUUCAUUUCAAAAUUUUGAAUGCAUCUAAAGGCCCGGCAGUUCAUGGUCCGCGGGCUCAAAUUGACCGUAAGAUCUAUUUGAAGGAAAUGCAGGAUGUGAUCAUGAACUACCCCAAUUUGCUGGUGCUUGAGGCUUCAGUGGAGGAUGUUAUUAUUGAGAACAUGCAACUGAACGAUACGGACGGGCGGAAUAAGGGUAAAGUUCGUGGUAUUCUUCUCGGUAAUGGCGAUGUCGUGGCUUGUGAACAAGUAGUGCUUACUACAGGAACAUUUUUAGGUGGUGAGAUACAUAUUGGGUUGAAGGCGUUUCCUUCAGGGAGAAUGGGCGAAGACGCGACGUUUGGCUUGAGCAAAACUUUACGUGAAGCAGGGUUUAGACUUGGACGCCUCAAAACGGGAACACCAUGUCGACUUGACGCCAGAACUAUUGACUACACCAACUUAGCCCCACAACCAUCAGAUAACCCACCGCAGCCAAUGUCUUACCUCAAUGAUGAGGUGGCGCUCAAAGAUCAACUCGUUCAGUGCCACAUGACAUAUACCACUCCAGCAUUUCACAAGCUUAUCGCUGACAAUUUAGAUAAACUGAUCCACAUUCGUGAAACGGUUAAGGGCCCCCGCUAUUGCCCCUCGAUCGAAUCAAAGAUUAUCAAGUUUCCGCAAAAAACUUCUCAUCAUGUGUGGCUUGAGCCUGAGGGGCUAGACACUCAUUUAGUCUAUCCGAACGGCAUUCUGUGUACCAUGCCUGAAGACAUUCAAGAACAGGUUGUAAGGUUGAUGCCCGGUUGUGAGAAUGUCAUUAUGGUACAACCUGGCUAUGGCGUUGAAUACGAUUACGUCGACCCCCGUGAACUUAAACAGUCUCUUGAAACUAAACUUGUUGAUGGGCUUUUCUUUGCCGGACAGAUCAAUGGUACUACUGGUUAUGAAGAAGCGGCGUCUCAAGGAUGUAUAGCUGGGAUAAAUGCUGGUUUAGCACAUCUCAACCGUCCGCAGCUUCACCUCUCGCGAGCCGAUGGUUAUAUCGGCGUACUUAUCGAUGAUCUCAUCACUAAAGGUGUGGAGGAACCAUAUCGAAUGUUUACGCUGCGCAGUGAAUUUCGCAUACUGAUUCGUUCGGACAAUGCCGACCAGCGGUUGACGGCUAAAGGGUACGAGCAUGGCGUGGUUAGCCAGGAGCGUAUGGAUCGCUAUACUCGUGAAAUGGACGUCUUCUGCGCUAUAAAAGAUCAUUUGAAGCUGAUAAGACUUCUGGGGGCUAAGUGGGCGCCGGCGCUCAAUGGACUCUACCUGGACGUAGCGCCUGCCACUACAGUAGACGGAUGGAAGCUUCUACUGUACCGUGGUAUGUCGUUUGCCAAUAUGUUGCCUCAUAUGGAAAAGUUUAGUCAAGGGAAUGUUCCUGGUGAGUAUCAAGAUCUCAACGACAGGUUGAUUAACCGCAUUAAUGUCGAGGCAAGCUACGAGCCGUGGCUCAAAAAAGAAGAAGCCCAUUUGAAGGCUUACGCUGCAGAUGAAAAUUUGCUUUUGCCUAUCAACUACAAUUACACGAAUGAAGGUAAUCUUAAAAUUUCUUAUGAAGUGUGUCACUUGCUCAACACUAUUCAGCCGCGAACGAUUGGCCACGCUCGCCGGAUACAAGGUGUCACCCCAGCUGCAAUUUUUGAACUUUUUAAGUUGGUGAAAAAUCAGCAGGAUUUCUUAAGAAAUCAACAUGUAAAUAGCACUUAA
Diutina rugosa is the source of this 2019-nucleotide messenger RNA. RefSeq names its product tRNA modification protein (gene MTO1). Gene Ontology annotation, molecular function: flavin adenine dinucleotide binding. Bases 1 to 2019 code for a protein of 672 amino acids. Gene Ontology annotation, cellular component: cytosol. The record is from RefSeq and is a predicted model, not a curated record. Gene Ontology annotation, biological process: tRNA wobble uridine modification; tRNA methylation. The transcript has a single exon. Lineage: Eukaryota; Fungi; Ascomycota; Pichiomycetes; Serinales; Debaryomycetaceae.